Arvicola amphibius (Eurasian water vole) is the source of this 1273-nucleotide messenger RNA. It is a transcript of the gene Ap1s1, whose product is annotated as adaptor related protein complex 1 subunit sigma 1. The record is from RefSeq and is a predicted model, not a curated record. The coding region runs from base 112 to 588 and encodes 158 amino acids. Lineage: Eukaryota; Metazoa; Chordata; Mammalia; Rodentia; Cricetidae. The transcript is spliced from 5 exons. Gene Ontology annotation, cellular component: membrane coat; AP-1 adaptor complex; intracellular membrane-bounded organelle. Gene Ontology annotation, biological process: intracellular protein transport; vesicle-mediated transport. Gene Ontology annotation, molecular function: clathrin-cargo adaptor activity.
CCGGGGGCGGGGCUUGAAGCGGAGAGGGAGGGAAAAGAAAAGAAUCCGACAGGGAGUGGAGCUGGCUUCUACGGUGGCCGGAGAGGGACGUGCCGAGCGGGAGGCUGCAGGAUGAUGCGAUUCAUGCUACUGUUCAGCCGACAGGGGAAGCUCCGACUGCAGAAAUGGUACCUGGCCACCUCAGACAAGGAGAGGAAGAAAAUGGUCCGGGAACUCAUGCAGGUUGUGCUGGCUCGAAAGCCUAAAAUGUGCAGCUUCCUGGAGUGGAGGGACCUCAAAGUCGUCUACAAGAGAUACGCCAGUCUGUAUUUCUGCUGCGCCAUUGAAGGUCAAGACAACGAACUGAUCACGCUGGAGCUGAUCCACCGAUACGUGGAGCUCUUGGACAAGUACUUUGGCAGCGUGUGCGAGCUGGAUAUCAUCUUCAACUUUGAGAAAGCCUACUUUAUCCUGGAUGAGUUUCUGAUGGGUGGGGAUGUCCAGGACACCUCCAAGAAGAGUGUGCUUAAGGCCAUUGAGCAGGCCGACCUGCUACAGGAGGAGGAUGAGUCGCCGCGCAGUGUCCUGGAGGAGAUGGGCCUGGCAUAGCCCCGUCAGCCAGCCAGGGGACCCUGUGGAGCUGGGGAAGCCGAGACAAGAGGCAGCACUUGGGGACUGUUUCUCCCACCUCUCCCCCAGGUCCCUUCUCUUGGUGGGAGCUGGCUGCUUUUCUUCGGCCACCUCACCUUCCUUGGAAGGAGCUGUGGCUCCAGCCCUUCAUUCAAACAUUCCCUCCCUCCACCCUCUACCUUUCCCAGUGGAGGCUUUAGGAGUAGGAAGGCAGGAAAAUGUGACCUGGAUGGGGGUGCUAAGUGGCUUUCAUUCCCUUCCUUGGAAGAACCAAUGUUAACCCCAGCCAUCCUCCAUCCUCCCCGUCCUUUAUUGCUGUAAAUAUAUAAAUAUGUCAGGUUAAAGGGAAAAGGUUUCCAGGGCUCUUUUCUCCCUCUGCCCCAAAACCUACCUCCACCCCUCCCCAUAGCCAGCCAGGGCAGCGUCUCUGCCUGGGAGGGGAUUUCCCUCUCCUGCCCCCACUUCCUGCUGGGCUCCUGUCCAGCCAGAGCCAGGGAAGGAACCACCAAGUUAAUGGUUUUCUGUCCUUGCCUCCUGGAGGGAAGGGACAGUUGGGGGAAGGGCCUGCUUUCUGGGACACUGGCCCUAUCCCCCUCCACUCCAGCCAAGCAAGCGGCUGCCUCUAUUUCCUUUCUUCUGGAAUAAAAGAACACGUGUUUCUGGA